Molecule: messenger RNA, 942 nt
Organism: Desarmillaria tabescens
Lineage: Eukaryota; Fungi; Basidiomycota; Agaricomycetes; Agaricales; Physalacriaceae
Exons: 3
Coding region: 83-865 (260 amino acids)
Source: RefSeq, a predicted model, not a curated record
UAAUAUACCGUUUAAUGUAUGUUUUUUUUUUCAGAUUGCAUAUAAAUGCGCAUAUUACACCUGUUCCUACCUCACAGAACAAAUGUCAUCAGCAUCUCCUAUCUUCAGCCUGAGGGCGCAGUGCACUCAUCGGGCUCAGGACAACCUGCUACCAGACUGUACUUGUACACAAUUUUUUCCACUUCCAUAUGAUCAGAUUCUCUGCGCCAAGUGUGGACAUGGUAUUCACUCACAUGCAGACUAUCUCUCGCGUUCUGUCCAUCAAUGUUCAGCGACUCAGUGUGCCGCAUUUGUUCAAAGAACGGCGCUGACGCAGCAAUGUACUUGUUCAAUCGAAAUUGAUGGCCAUACUUCUGUUUUAAAUCCGUAUCGUCUUACCACUCAACCCAGCAGCCUGGACGCUUUCAUUGCCGCUAGCAAUGAACGCCCUGACACUGUCCGUCAGCAAUUUCAGUCUAUGACAUCCUCCUCUUCAUACUACGGUGCUUCCCCGAGUCCAUAUCAUUCAAGUCCCUCUCCAUCCAAGUCGUAUGGGCCCUUGGACUUUAUUUCAGUUGGCAGUGCUCAGUUGAACAGCGCGUUCAACACCGUUUCUAAUGCCCUCAGUGCUUAUGAUAGCAUAGAUCAUAUCCUAGCACUUGGACAACCCACUCAGGCUUCGAGUCAUACCUCGUUCGAUCCUGCACCCACCACACAACCACAGGCCAGAGGCCAUGUGGGUGCUGUCCCACAAGCAGCGGCUUGGGAAAAUGUCGACUUCGCUCAACACCAGGGGCGCGACUCUGCUGCUUCGCCGGACUCUACCCAUUACCAGCGGCGUUCUCGGAAUGACCGUUCUUUUAUUCCCUAUGUCCCUAAGGUAUGAUCCUGUAGCUCGGAAAUCAAUAUGCAACAUCUUUCUAUGCUGUGUUAUCACUGCCAGCGACAAGAUCUGUAGCAGUA